Molecule: messenger RNA, 2128 nt
Organism: Stegostoma tigrinum
Lineage: Eukaryota; Metazoa; Chordata; Chondrichthyes; Orectolobiformes; Stegostomatidae
Gene: tmem33
Product: transmembrane protein 33
Exons: 8
Coding region: 192-932 (246 amino acids)
Biological process (GO): membrane organization; endoplasmic reticulum tubular network organization
Cellular component (GO): endoplasmic reticulum; membrane
Source: RefSeq, a predicted model, not a curated record
GGCUCGCAGGACUUGGACCGUAUCCGCUUGUAGACUGGAAGUACUGAGCGGUGCCGGUUUGCGGCGGUGAGAGCUGAAGUGUCUGUGUGACGGUGGCCGGAUUUUCUCCAUCCUACUGGUGGCGGUCCCUUGGUCCUCACUCGUCAGACACUCGCCGUCUGCGUCCCGGUCACUUACAGCACUAUUCAAAUAUGGCUGAUGCAACGCGAAAUGGCCCUCAGGGUGGUAUCUUGCAAUUUAUGACGGCUAACAAACUAGAGGCUGCAAUGUGGCUUUCUCGACUCUUCACAGUAUACUGUUCCAUCCUCUUUAUAUUUCCUUUCAUGGGAUUAUAUGAAGCUGCCAAUUUUUACCAACGUGCCCUGUUGGCAAAUGCCCUUACCAGUGCACUUCGAUUACACCAACGCUUACCUCACUUCCAGUUGAGUCGUGCUUUUCUGAAUCAAGCCCUGCUAGAAGAUAGCUGUCAUUAUCUCCUUUACUCAUUGAUCUUUGUCAACUCCUAUCCAGUUACCAUGAGUAUUUUUCCAGUUUUCUUAUUUUCUCUACUGCAUGCUACAGCCUACACAAAGAAAAUUUUUGAUAUUCUGGGCCCAACAAGUUUGGCCUUCCUGAGGUCAAUCUUGGACAAAAUAUCAGCCAAUCAGCAGAACAUCUUGAAGUUCAUUGCCUGCAAUGAAAUUUUUCUGAUGCCAGCCACAGUCUUUAUGCUUUUAAGUGGGACUGGCAGCUUGCUGCAGCCUUUCAUUUACUACCGAUUUCUUGUACUGCGAUAUUCCUCACACAGAAAUCCCUACUGCCGGACUCUCUUUUCGGAGCUGAAAAUGCUAUUACAGCAUUUAAUCAUGAAACCCGCUUGCCCUGGAUUUCUGCGAAACAUGUGUCUUAACUGUAUUUCUUUUAUAAGCCGAUUGGCUCCCACUGCAAAUUGAAGUGAACUGGAACAUCAAAUCCUCUGUGAAUGAACGAGUAUGCUGAGCAAGCAGUCUCCAUGUUAGUUGCUGUCAAUCCCAAAUAAAUUCCAAAAGUCUCUGUAUUUUUGUAAGACCCCUUUCAUAUGAAAUUUUAUCUUGUAGACUGAAAUUCAGUUCUAAAUGUUUUCAGUUAAAUUUCUUAACUAAAUUUUCAGCUGAGAUAUUGAACAGUUAAAACAUUAGUAUUGGCUUUUAUAUAUUAAAAAACCUCGAUUAGAUAAUGAAGGUCAAAUCAAUAUUUACUUCUAGUCAACAUAAUGGAAGAGGAAAGGUGGUAUAACAGGUCUUUUUGUGCACCUGUUGAAUGGUUUUCUAUUUUGUUAUUUAUAUUCUACCGUUGUUUUGUACUAGCAUGUCAUCAGGUACUGGUACCUGGUUAGAAUAGAAGCUAUCUAUUUGACAGAGUCUGAGUUACGGGUGAGAGGCCCUCCACAUCUUGAAAUGCUAUAUGUAAAAUCAAGCACUGGUAAACUAACAAUGGAUGCACUGUUGCACUGUACAUGGAUGUCUGUUUGUUAGUCAAGCAGAAUGCCCGUUAGUUAUUCUUAUUAGAAUGAGUUUGGGGUGACAUGAAUUUGGAGUCUGAUUAUGAUAAUCUGAAACAAAUAUGACUAGAGUAUGAACUAUAAUUUGUGCUGGGGUCUUUGAGGAAUAAAAUAUGUAAUAUAAACUGGGUACUGUACACUUCCAGGCUCUCAAAAUGUAUUCUGAACUGUUAGGCAAAGCAUUUAGCAUUUUCUUUAUAAAACGGUCUGACAUUGAUUUAUCACAGUUUUUCAACAUUGGAAUGAAUGAAUAUUGUAUUUAGUGCAUGUAAUUUUGUCCUAGUAAUUGCACUGAAAUAAUUCCUUUUAUGGUUGUAAACAUUUUCAUCUUUCCACUGAGAAAAUGUAUUGCGACAGAAUGUUUACAAAAAUGAAGUUUGAGCUAAGUUAGCUAGUAAAGUUAAAAGUAAACUCCUUGUAAAUUAUUAUGUUUAAAGUUUCAUACUUUAAAUACUAAAUAUUUGUGGAACCAAUUUUCACCCUUAUGAAUGCAAAUUGACUGAUACUGCACUGUGUUUUCUUUUAGAUUUGUUGUCCAUGCUCUGGAAUUGUAUUGUAGGACAUUUUAUUGACUGGAAGUUACUAUACCUAAUAAAUCUUGACACUGAA